AUGGCCGCCGUCGCUGCACUCCGUUCGUCGGCCAACCGCCACAUCUCAGUCAACGUUGCGCGUCGCUCGAUCGCGCCGCUGGUUCGCACGAACGCGACCACUGCGAAGUACGAAUAUGUGCCGGGCGGUCCCAUUUACAAGGGCACCGUGAACGACCCUACCACCUUCCCUCCUCCCUCUAAGUCCCACGGCUCCUACCACUGGGCAUUCGAGCGCUUCCUGGCCGCCGGCCUGGUGCCGCUGACUGCCGCUGCCUUUGUGACCAGUGGAAGCUCUGCACCUCUGCUCGAUGGCAUCCUCGGUGUCAGCCUGGUCAUGCACAGUCACAUCGGGUUCGACUCGUGCCUGGUAGACUACCUCCACCCGCGCAAGUUCCCGGUUAUUGGAAACAUCGCAACAUGGACUCUCCGCGCAGCAACUGUCGGCGUGCUCGCGGGUGUGUAUCAGUUCAACACCCAGGACGUCGGUCUCACGGAGCUGAUCUCGAGGGUCUGGACGGCAUAA
Messenger RNA from Peniophora sp. CBMAI 1063, 504 nucleotides. The record is from the annotation of a GenBank genome assembly. Lineage: Eukaryota; Fungi; Basidiomycota; Agaricomycetes; Russulales; Peniophoraceae.